AUGCCUUCCGCUGGAGCCUCUGUCUAUGUCACCGACGACUUCUCUGAGCCCAUGAGCGCUCAGCACAACUUCGUCAACAACUUCGACCUCAACCACCCCGAGGAUGCCAUGUCCGCCUACCAGAGAAUCAUGCACGAGCACACCAAGCGCCAGCUCAGCACUGCUACCAACUCUGCACGUCGACGAACAGGCAUGACUCAGCCUACCGAUGGCGAGCGCGCCGAGUCCGUCUCAUCGACCGACUCGUAA
Messenger RNA from Ascochyta rabiei, 249 nucleotides. RefSeq lists its product as uncharacterized. The record is from RefSeq and is a predicted model, not a curated record. The coding region runs from base 1 to 249 and encodes 82 amino acids. Lineage: Eukaryota; Fungi; Ascomycota; Dothideomycetes; Pleosporales; Didymellaceae. The transcript is spliced from 2 exons.